Messenger RNA from Babjeviella inositovora NRRL Y-12698, 441 nucleotides. RefSeq names its product succinate dehydrogenase assembly factor. Gene Ontology annotation, cellular component: mitochondrion. Gene Ontology annotation, biological process: tricarboxylic acid cycle; mitochondrial respiratory chain complex II assembly; protein-FAD linkage. Bases 1 to 441 code for a protein of 146 amino acids. The record is from RefSeq and is a predicted model, not a curated record. The transcript has a single exon. NCBI's taxonomy places the organism in Eukaryota, Fungi, Ascomycota, Pichiomycetes, Serinales.
AUGUUGGCUUCAUUAAGAACCGUUAGGUUCACCAGACAUUUCACCUCUGUCGCAAAGGCUUUGAAUGCCAAAGCCCCUAAGCCGCUUGAGCUUAAGAUGAGGAUUGAGCCAAUCCCCAGACCAAACGAACCGUUGGAAACCAAGAGAGCCAGAUUGGUCUACCAAUCCAGAAAGAGGGGCAUUUUAGAAACCGAUCUCUUGUUGUCUCAGUUUGCCAAGUUGUACUUACCGUCCAUGUCUAUGGAGGAAAUGGUAGAAUUCGACCAGUUAAUGGACGAAGCUGAUUGGGAUAUCUACUACUGGGCCACCAAGAAUUACACUGUGAACCCGAUGCCUCAAAAGUGGCAGGAAAGUGCACUCAUGAUGAAGUUGCAAGUUAUGAGCGAAAACAAGGAGAAGAGACUCUUGAGAAUGCCUGAGUUGCAUGACAUCAAAAACUAG